AUUGCUCGCCCAGCGCUCUCUCAGAGCAGCUGGUCACAUGAGCCUGAAUUUUCAGUUCAGUUCAUUAGUCAGCCAUUUUGGUCAACACCCUGCUUACUGCGCACAGCCAAUCCUGUUAGAACUCAGCAUCCCGGUUCGUCUGAGCAGGUCCUGUAGUGAUUUCUGCUGGUCAAAUUUUUUUCAGAUAGAUUUAAAAUAUAGGUUGAUUUUUUUUUUUGUAUUCUUUCUUUUGUAUUUUUUUCUGCACAAAGAAGGAGGAUUUUUUUUAUUUAUCCAUGCUAAGACCAAUUUUUGAAAACCAGCUUUAUAAGAUAGCAUUGGGUGUGUAGGAUUUUAGCCUAUAGAUAUCCUGACUGGAAUAAAGGGAAAGGAAGAUAAAGGAGAGGACGCUGGGAGAAGACAGACACUAUCUAAUUUUGCUAACUGUUAGGAAUUGCCAGUAAGAAAAGAUAGUAUAGAAUUGUUUAUUUUGAGCAGUUUGCUCUUCAAGGAAUUUUUCUUUUCUCUCUCUCUCUCUUUUUUUUUUUCAACGUUUCCUAUUCCAAAUUCUAAAAGCUUUGUUUAAGAGCUUGGGAUUUGGUAAUUUUUUUUUUUUUGGUUCCGAGGUCUUAUUUAUUUGUGUGGUGUGUGUGUGUGUGUGUGUGUGUGUGUUGUGGUCCCAGCUGAGUCAUCAUGUCGGCCCUGACGCCUCCGACUGACAUGCCAACCCCCACCACUGACAAGAUCACACAGGCUGCCAUGGAGACCAUCUACCUUUGCAAAUUCCGAGUGUCAAUGGAUGGAGAAUGGCUGUGCCUGCGAGAGCUCGAUGACAUCUCCCUCACACCUGACCCAGAGCCUACCCAUGAAGACUCUUGGGAGGAUUUGACUGAUUUGGUGGAACAAGUGCGUGCUGAUACAGAAGAUCCUAAUUAUCUCAUGGCUAACGAACGCAUGAACCUGAUGAACAUGGCAAAGCUGAGUAUCAAGGGCCUGAUUGAAUCCGCUCUGAACCUGGGGCGAACCCUGGACUCGGACUAUGCUCCCCUCCAGCAGUUCUUCGUGGUGAUGGAGCACUGCUUGAAGCACGGCUUGAAAGCCAAGAAAACUUUUCUUGGACAAAACAAAUCCUUCUGGGGGCCUCUAGAGCUAGUAGAAAAGCUCGUUCCAGAAGCUGCAGAGAUAACAGCAAGUGUUAAAGAUCUCCCAGGACUUAAGACACCAGUUGGCAGAGGAAGAGCCUGGCUUCGUUUGGCUUUAAUGCAGAAGAAGCUUUCUGAGUAUAUGAAGGCCUUGAUCAAUAAAAAGGAACUUCUCAGUGAGUUCUACGAAGCCAAUGCCCUCAUGAUGGAAGAGGAGGGAGCUAUUAUUGCCGGUCUCCUGGUGGGUCUGAAUGUCAUUGAUGCCAAUUUCUGCAUGAAAGGAGAGGACCUGGACUCUCAGGUUGGAGUUAUAGAUUUUUCCAUGUAUCUCAAAGAUGGAAACAGCAGUAAAGGUAGUGAGGGGGAUGGUCAGAUUACUGCGAUUCUAGACCAGAAGAACUACGUGGAAGAACUCAACAGACAUCUGAAUGCUACUGUAAACAACCUUCAGGCAAAAGUAGAUGCUUUAGAAAAAUCCAACACUAAAUUGACAGAGGAGCUUGCCGUUGCCAACAACAGAAUUAUUACCUUACAAGAAGAAAUGGAACGAGUUAAAGAAGAAAGCUCCUAUCUACUGGAAUCCAGUCGGAAGGGUCCCAAACAAGACAGAACUGCAGAAGGGCAAGCACUGAGUGAAGCAAGAAAGCAUUUAAAGGAGGAGACACAGUUACGAUUGGACGUGGAGAAGGAACUGGAGUUGCAGAUCAGCAUGAGGCAGGAGAUGGAACUGGCGAUGAAGAUGCUGGAGAAGGAUGUCUGUGAGAAGCAGGAUGCCCUGGUGUCUCUGCGGCAGCAACUGGAUGAUCUCCGGGCUCUCAAGCAUGAGCUUGCCUUCAAGCUGCAGAGUUCAGACCUAGGAGUAAAACAGAAAAGUGAAUUAAACAGUCGCUUAGAAGAGAAGACUAACCAGAUGGCUGCCACCAUUAAACAACUGGAGCAAAGUGAAAAAGAUUUGGUGAAACAGGCAAAGACCUUAAAUAGUGCCGCAAAUAAACUGAUCCCAAAACAUCACUAGAUACUUCAUAGAUGGUCGUCUCUCAAGUCUGAUGUUACAAAAUAUCUAUAAGAGGAAGAAGUCAGAAAUUCCUACAUUUAAGCUCUGAUUCUAUAUUUAAAAAAGUCACCAAAAGUUGACCUUGAAUUUGUUGGACUUAAAAAAAAAAAUAGUUCGAUAUAUAGGUUGGGUUUUGUUGUUGUUGUCGCUGCUGUUAUUUUCUCCCCCAGAGUUAGAAAUUUUGGUAUGGGUUCCUCAUUAAAUACCAAAUAAACUUUGAGAAAUAUUUCUGAGUUGAACAAUAAAUCAAAAGACCAUUUUCAGGAAGCCUGGGGAACAGAAGCAUUGUACAUGUGUCCUUGAUAGUGAUCAGACUCUGUAGGUGGCCCAUGUCUACAUCAGUGAGCCUGUUCUCUGCCGUGUAAUGUGGGCAGGUGUCACCUGGGGACCUUGGGCCUAAAGUAGCUCUGUCUCUUAGACCGUAACUCCUCUUCUCUUGCCUUGUGUAAGUUUAAUGCCCUGCCCAAGAAAAGUACUUAGUAUUUCAUUACACUUCUAUUCUCAGUAACCAAGACUGCUUGCAGUUUCUUUUUCCCUUAGUGAUUUUGGACAAACAACAGCAUCCUUGCAUUUCUUUAAAGUUCUUAGAAGCACAGUAGUAAUUAGGUAGGUCUUCACGUCAUAGUGCGGGAGCUGGGAAACCCCUCUUGACACGCGCCACCUCUACCUCUGCCCUUCUCUGCCAUCCUCCGUACUACUUAGGUAGCUCAGAGAGAACACUUUAAUACAAAUACGAUUUUCAAAUCUACCCUGCUUUUUUCCUCCUGGGAUAGAGAGGCCACAGUGUAAUCAUGACUUCCGACCUGCCAUCCUUGCCUGGAACACUGGCCCAAGAGCUUCUAUCACUUUUUUUUGUGAUGGAUAUUUGCUAAAGGUUCUAGUUACUAAAAACAAAUAAUUUCAAAUGAGAAAUCAAUAAUGCACUGGCAUUGGUUAGUAUCAAAACAAAGAUCCUCAGUAGAUAGCCACAGCAAUACUAGCAGGGCUUUUUUCCUAAGUGACUGCAGAGCUAUCCCUUUCUAGGCUCUGCAUUGUAAAUAAUCCUAUAAAUACUUUGAUUUAGAAAAAACUAUUUUUGAUUUGGGGAGGCAGGCUUUUAUAUACAUGAGCCUUUACUCCAUCCAGCGGGUUUGGCACAGUGCCUGGGGUUUUGUUCCAUGUUUUCUGUCCCUCCUUCUGGCAUGCUAUGUAGCAUUGCCCCUGCUAAGAGAGAGGCAAAGAUAAUUCCUUUGCUUCAAUUUUUUUUACUUUCUUGGCAAACCAUAAUUAAGAGUGUAACCGAGUGUGUGUGCUUUUAUAGGUCCUCAAAGGGCCUGUGUUAGAGCCAACUUAAUGGAGGAUCCUUAAACUCAUUUUAAUUCUUAUAAUUUUGCACCUAUAUAAAUAAACCUCCUAUUGCAUUCUGCUGCUCAUCAGCCUUUUAUGGUGAUGAGUUGCUUUUUACAUACCCAUUGAAAGGGAAUAAUCAAACCAAUAAAAGUUAGACUACAUAUAGCAUGCCUAUAAAUUCUAUUACAGAAAGCCUCAAAUAUUCCCCCGUAUAAAAAUGAUCCUUUAUAGGUGCAAAGCUAUAGGACACUUAGAAGAAAGCUUCCAUAAGAAGCUUCCGGAGGAUAUGGUCAGGAGUCUUGGGAACCCCAAUGCUCAGUGUUUUACUGCUUGGUCACAUACCCCGUGAUAGAAGUGGAAAGGGCAGACACAGCCAGACUUUCAGAGAGGCUUGUCCUUAUGGAAUCAUGAGAAGCUUGGGUAAGAGUUGCUAGAGAUUGCCCUGCAGCUUCCUGUGGUCAGGGAAGGGUCAGGAAAUCAGGAUAACCCCACAUGAGAAGGCAGCUCCGCCUGCACCUUCAGCUGUAUGUGGAAGGCAGAAGGAUAACGUCCCAGCCUGUUAGGAAAGAAAGACAGUGGCUUCGACACAAUUGACUGUGUACUUGAGGGUGGCUCUGGAUAUGGAUUUCCAAAAAGUGAUGUCUUCUUGUUGAUCACCUAAUGGCUGUAAACUGUAGUACUAGAAUAAAAAAAAAAUAGAAAAUCA
Messenger RNA from Chionomys nivalis (European snow vole), 4210 nucleotides. RefSeq names its product RUN and FYVE domain containing 3 (gene Rufy3). The transcript has 14 exons. Gene Ontology annotation, molecular function: metal ion binding. The record is from RefSeq and is a predicted model, not a curated record. NCBI's taxonomy places the organism in Eukaryota, Metazoa, Chordata, Mammalia, Rodentia, Cricetidae. Bases 673 to 2136 code for a protein of 487 amino acids. Gene Ontology annotation, cellular component: cytoplasm. Gene Ontology annotation, biological process: regulation of axonogenesis.